GGCUUUGUAUGCAAGCAACAAUAUGGAUCAGGGUUCUUUAAUAUGAGGAUCAAGCUUGCUGGCAGGAACACCGCGGGAGUUGUUACAGCUUUCUAUCUGGCUUCGAGUGGUAAUUAUGGGCACGACGAGCUAGAUUUCGAGUUCUUGGGGGAUAAAGAAGGCAAACCGAUAAGAUUGCAAACAAACGUGUUUGCGAACGGGAAAGGAAAUAGAGAGCAAAAAGUUGUUCUUUGGUUUGAUCCAGCUGCAGAUUAUCACGAUUACAAAAUCCUAUGGAACCAUCGUCUUAUUGCAUUCUAUGUGGACGAUAUCCCGAUAAGAGCGUUCAGGAACAACAAGAAAAUAGGCGUCGAGUACCCGACGCAAGCAAUGCAGAUACACGUGAGCAUAUGGAACGGAGAUAGCUGGGCAACCGACGGCGGGAGGACAAAGAUUAACUGGACAUAUGCACCUUUCACCGCCCAUUUUCAGAGUUUUAACGUCGACGGCUGCCCGUCGACUAACGGCCGUCGCAAAUGCCAUUCAGCAUCUUCGUAUUGGUGGAAUCAAAGGAAAUAUUGGAAUUUUAACAGAACUAUGAGAAGGAAAUAUCAGAUUGUGAGAGAUAAAUUUAUGAAUUAUGAUUAUUGUAACGAUACCACUAGGCACCCUACUACUCCCCCUGAGUGUGCUCCUAAUCAUUUUAAGAAUAAACAUUGAUAUAUAAUUUAUUAUUAUUAUUAUUAUUAUU
Molecule: messenger RNA, 730 nt
Organism: Erythranthe guttata (spotted monkey flower)
Lineage: Eukaryota; Viridiplantae; Streptophyta; Magnoliopsida; Lamiales; Phrymaceae
Product: putative xyloglucan endotransglucosylase/hydrolase protein 1
Biological process (GO): xyloglucan metabolic process; cell wall biogenesis
Cellular component (GO): cell wall; apoplast
Molecular function (GO): xyloglucan:xyloglucosyl transferase activity; hydrolase activity, hydrolyzing O-glycosyl compounds
Source: RefSeq, a predicted model, not a curated record